This is a messenger RNA of Pyricularia grisea, 933 nucleotides long. RefSeq lists its product as uncharacterized. Lineage: Eukaryota; Fungi; Ascomycota; Sordariomycetes; Magnaporthales; Pyriculariaceae. Gene Ontology annotation, molecular function: protein binding. Bases 1 to 933 code for a protein of 310 amino acids. The transcript has a single exon. The record is from RefSeq and is a predicted model, not a curated record.
AUGUUUAUUUUUCUACCGCCUGAGCUUCUGGGUGCAAUUUUGGUGUUUCUGCCCGUUCGAGACAUAAAAAACUGUCGGUUCGUCCACAGUCGGCUCGCUUACGUGGGGUUUCCAUAUUUGACCCAAAAAAUCUUUAUCAGCAACUUUUGCCCCAAAUCGAUUCGAAACAUUGCGCAAUCUCCAUACGGGUCGCUCAGUCAAACAAAAGAGCUUGUUCUAUACAAUGGAGUAUGGAAGGGUCGCUGUUUGAACCCAGAAUUAUAUUUGCGGAACCUUCUUUUUUAUUUACCGUCAUUGCAAUCCAUCGAACUGUCGCACGAAUAUAUCAAGAGGUAUCCGCAAACACAUGCGAAAGCCCUUUUUCCGUUAUAUACCGUUGGAAACAGCUUUACAACAGUUCUCCGCGCAAUCGAAGACUCGUCCAAAGCCAGGAAGCUCAUAAUUACGGGCGUCCUGGAUACUCGUCACAUCCAAAUCGAAAAAGAUCUCACCUGCAUUACACACCUUUCCAUCAAUGCCCUUCAACUACCAGACAAAUUCGCCCUGCACUUUCUAACACAAUUUCCAAAUCUCGAGCGUCUCUCUAUCCAGUCAUCUCACCACUGGAUUAAAAGCAUACGGAUUUCACACUUGCGUUGGGGUGCGCUGAAGUGGCUGAAGCUAAAUAGCUUUUGCAUUUCAGAAGAUGACCUUUUGGAUUUCAUCAUACAUCAUCAAUUAUUAGAGCAGUUGAGAUUAGAGGACAUGUGCGUCGACGCCGGAUCCUGGACAUCUUUUUGUCUCCGUCUGCAGGCAGUAAGCAGAGAUAUUGCAGUUUUGUUCGAGGGACUCUUUUCCAGCCGGCCUCUUCAGCGACUGGGACCGAUAAUCUCAGGACAAAAGCUCCAAGACCUUGCAUCAGAAAGUCCAUUUUCAGUGAAAGUCUGUGGCUGA